Messenger RNA from Oppiella nova, 943 nucleotides. The record is from the annotation of a GenBank genome assembly. NCBI's taxonomy places the organism in Eukaryota, Metazoa, Arthropoda, Arachnida, Sarcoptiformes, Oppiidae.
AUGGCCGCAAGUAAUGGCACUUCGCCACUACAGCACCCGUUCCCACAACCCUCCCCUCCCAUGAACGCCACCAUUCACUCGCACCCCACCCCUCCAGCGCCCACUACAAAGGCUCACGUGUGGACCGGUAUCAUGGACUACAAGGAGACGCCCUUACAGCCGGGACCGAGCACUGGCUGCCCACGUGACACGCAUAGCCUCUACUGCAACAUCACGUGUCAUGCGGUGAAUGGUGUGCCCGAAGUGUAUGGCCACGAAUGGCCCCAACAGUUGCUUCUCUCGCUUGUUCCCAAACAACUGAUUAUGAGUUUGUUUCCGAUGCUUAAGAGCAGCGCAUACCAUAUAACUCUGCACUUUGCCGAUGACCAGCACCCGGGUCUGUCCAAACUGAUAGCAAUCAUGAGCUCGAACUGGAUCGGAUGCAUUCAAUUGGCUGGACUCAGUAUCCGCAUGAUUAUAGUGCUGUACAAUCCCGACAAACGUAUAUUCAUGGGGUUUGUACCGCACAAUCAACAGGAGUUCUUCGACACCAUGAAAGAGAUCGUUGAGGACCAUAAGAAGCGGAAAAAUGAUCCCACAAUGAGUCCGACGAUAAUGCCAUCAAUUGAUCCCAAAGUAGUGUCUAAUAGGAGCAGAGAAAUGGACGCAAGAAGUAGUCAAGUCUUCGACAAUGACUUCGUAAAUGAGAUUAAAAAUGAAAUGAAAGCCGAAAUCAUGAGAGAAAUAAAAAGUGGAAUAAUGUCUGAAUUUGCGGUUAAACUCAAGAAUGAAAUCAAAUGUGAAUUGAAAACUGAAUUAUUGCUUGAAAUUGAAAGUGAAGUCAAAUAUAAGAAAAUAAAGACUGAAAGCAAUUGCGACGACAAAGACUCUAUGCAUUCAAAUGACUUCUUAGCACUCGAUUACCUCUGAUUGAUGCCAACAUUCAUAUCAGACUUUUUGAUCU